AUGUGUUCCGUUAUUAAACGAAUUGCGUCGAAGAAAAUAGUCGAAGCCAUCAAAAAUGACUACGCAUAUAACAUUAUCAAACGAACUAUGUGUGACCUCGAAUUUUGGAACACUAUGUCGGAUAACUGUGUUGUUAUUGAACCUGCAGUUUUACAAGAACUUCGCACGAAACGAGCACGUCGUGAUAGUUAUCAACGAAUUAAUUCGGGCGAAAUCUAUCAAUCGUUCUUUAUGACGCAUACAUGCUAUGAUUGUAUGCCGAAAAGUGGAAAAGUUCUUUUACUUGAUGCACGUUUAUCAAUUCGCAAAGCUUUUUUUGCGCUUGUGUUCAAUAACGUUCGCGCUGCGCUUGUCUGGCAUGCACCAACAUCAUCAAAUAUUGGUUUAAUUACCAUAAGCGAUUUUAUUAAUAUGCUUAUUGCUGCUUAUGAUACAAAAUGGAAUAGCCUCGACACUUUAGAAACAUCGUCGAUUUUAGAAUGGAAACAAGAUUUACAUAGAAAAAGUGGACUGACAGAUGAUCAAUUGGGUUUAAAUAUUAUUCAUCUCGGUCCGGAGGACAAUUUGUACACGGCCAUAUUAACGAGUACUGAGCAUAAAAUUCAUCGAAUACCUGUUAUUGAUCCACUUACUCACGAUUUUUUGUUUCUGAUUACAAAUAAACGCAUCCUGAAAUUUCUCUAUCUAUUCAUAUAUGAUUUACCUCAACCGCCGUUCAUUCAUCAAACAUUGGAAGAGCUAAAACUUGGCACUUACGAAAAUCUAGUGUUGAUUAAUCUGCAAACGAAACUCAUCGAAGUUCUUCGCAUAUUUCAAACGAUUCGUAUUUCUGCCUUACCUGUCGUUGAUAAUGAAAAACGCUUACGUGAUAUCUAUUCUAAAUUCGAUAUAAUGCAUUUAGCUGCAACACGUACCUAUGCCAAUCUUGAUGUUCCACUUUGCGAUAUACUUGGUGUAAUUCAUGAUCAGAAUACACAUCAACUAGCGACAUGUAAAAUGGGCGAUCAGUUAUUCGAAUUGAUGGAUAAAUUCGUGACUCGAGAAGUUCAUCGAUUGAUUAUAGUAGAUGACGCUCAACAUAUUGUCGGUAUUCUUUCUAUGUCUGAUCUCAUGAGAUUUCUCGUAUCCAAAUUUAAAAAAUUAGAUUCGACUCAUUCGAAUAUAUACGUGUCAAACGGACAUUUAAGUGUACCGACGUGCGAAAGUGAACCGAUGGAUACUUGA
Adineta ricciae is the source of this 1224-nucleotide messenger RNA. NCBI's taxonomy places the organism in Eukaryota, Metazoa, Rotifera, Eurotatoria, Adinetida, Adinetidae. The record is from the annotation of a GenBank genome assembly.